Triticum aestivum (bread wheat) is the source of this 957-nucleotide messenger RNA. RefSeq lists its product as uncharacterized. The transcript is spliced from 5 exons. The coding region runs from base 1 to 957 and encodes 318 amino acids. NCBI's taxonomy places the organism in Eukaryota, Viridiplantae, Streptophyta, Magnoliopsida, Poales, Poaceae. The record is from RefSeq and is a predicted model, not a curated record.
AUGAUGACUGCUCGAGGGUCACCAAGGUUGAGCCUCCUCAAAAAAGCUGUCGAAAGGGAUAGAGCAUCACCUCCUACAAGCAGUGUGACAAAGAGGAGGAGAGGGUCUCUCAAAGAAGAUAGAGCACAGUGGAAUGCAAGCCUUGAGAAAGAUCUUGUGGACUUGCUUCGUGAGCAUGAUACACCUGAACAUAAGGGUCAAAAUGGAUGGAGCUCAGAAGCAUGGAAUACGAUAGUGAAGAAAUUCCACCAAAAGAAUCCUUAUGCUAGGUACGAGAAGAAGAAAAUCCAAGAAAAGGAAAAAGAGUUGAAAAGAGAAUACAAGAUGAUCAAAGAGAUAAGGAAGCAAAGCGGCGUUUCAUGGGACGACCGGCAGUGCAGGAUUCUAGCGGAUCCACCACUUUGGAAAAACAUCAUCAUAUCACACCCUAAAGCUGGAAAGUUCAAGACAAAAGGCUUCCCUCUUUUUGAAGCUUUGGGAGAAUUGCAUGAUGGCCAAACUGCAGAAGGGACAUAUAACUUCACCUCUAUCGAGUCAUCACAUUGCUCAACCCAAUCAGAUCUCGAGAAUCUUGGAGGAGCUGGCAAGAAUCAAGGAGAAACAUUAGCUGAUGGUGAGAAUCUUGGAGGAGAAAGGGUGCAGAUCGAUGAAGAUGUUGAGGAGAAAUGGAGAAGAGAAAGAACCAAAGAGAAGGAGGGGGCGAAUGGUGAUGUGGCUGCAAUGAUGGAGAAGUACUUGGAAAUAAGGACGAAGCAGGUGGACGAUGAGAGGAAUAAGCCAAGGGUCAUGGAUGAGUACUCUAUCAAAAACUGCAUUGAUCUGCUGAAAACAAUGGAGAUCACACUUGAAGAAGAAGUCAAGGCUUUUCGAGUCUUCAAGAUCCCCGAGAACCGAGAGAUUUUCAUGAGUGCCAGACCGGAGACUGCUCUUAUGUGGCUGAGAGCUGAAAUGGAAUAA